Sporisorium graminicola is the source of this 1095-nucleotide messenger RNA. RefSeq lists its product as uncharacterized. The transcript has a single exon. Gene Ontology annotation, biological process: apoptotic DNA fragmentation. Gene Ontology annotation, molecular function: RNA endonuclease activity; nucleic acid binding; metal ion binding. Gene Ontology annotation, cellular component: mitochondrial inner membrane; nucleus. NCBI's taxonomy places the organism in Eukaryota, Fungi, Basidiomycota, Ustilaginomycetes, Ustilaginales, Ustilaginaceae. The record is from RefSeq and is a predicted model, not a curated record. The coding region runs from base 1 to 1095 and encodes 364 amino acids.
AUGUCGUACGUGGUGCAAGCUGGUCUUUUCGCCGGCGGUCUGGUGGUCGGUGCAGGAGGAGCCGUGCUCCUCGCCGGCGGUCAACGCAAGCCCGCUGCUCCUGUCGCCGUUCCUGCCCCAGAUCAGAUCCCUGGCCAACCUGCGCUUUCCUCCUCUUCCUCCUCUUCGUCGAAUCUAGCCGUGGUCGAUUCUGGCUACACUUCCUCGGACGCACUGGGACCCGCAGGCUAUCCGGGGCCUGUCGCCGACUUCCUGCGCCACGCCGCCUAUGUCUCGUCGUACGACCGACGUCUCCGCCACCCGUCGUGGACCGCCGAGCACCUGACCGCGGCCUCGCUCCAACGUCCGCCCGGCAGCAAACCGGACCGCUCCAACUCGGUGUUCAAAGAGGACCAACGCAUCCCCGAGCUGUUCCGCGCAAAGAUGGCCGACUACUUCCGGUCCGGGUACGAUCGAGGACACAUGGUACCCGCUGCGGACGCCAAGAGCUCGCAGCUGGCGAUGGACGAGACGUUCCUGUUGACCAACAUUGCGCCGCAGGUGGGCGUAGGCAUGAACAGGGACUACUGGGCGCACACCGAGGACUUUGUGCGUCGGUUGACGUCCCGGUUUGCGGAUCUGUACGUGUUCACCAUUCCGCUGUAUCUGCCGCGGCAGUAUCCGGACGGCAAGUUCAGGGUGAGCUACGAGGUGAUUGGCAAUCCGCCCAACGUCGCAGUGCCGACGCACUUUGCGAAAGUCAUCCUGGGUGUCGGCCAGGCAAGGGAUGGGAAUGGCGCACCGGGUCCCAAGCCCGAGUGGAAGGGCGCGUUGAGCAAGGUUGGACUGGGAGGCGGGACGAUGGCGCUAGGUGCAUUUGUCAUGCCCAACAGCGUGAUCCCCAACGAGGCGCCAUUGGAGAGCUUUGCAGUGCCCAUCGAGACCGUGGAGAGAGCGGCGGGCUUGACUCUGUUCCCUCCGGCGGUCAAGGGUGCGGCCAAGAAGUUGUGCGACACAGUGCAUUGCACGAUUGUGGUGCGGGAUUUCAGCGACAAGAGCAAGACGCUCACGGCUCCGGCUGCGAAGCCUUUGCCGUUGCCUGUGCCUCGGAUGUAG